AUGGAAAGAUUACAACGAUUAUUAGGACAAACAGGAGGAUUUGGUGGCGCUGGAGGAGCUCCAGCUGAUGGACCAGCUGUUGACAAUGCAGAAACGGUAUACAUAUCAUCAUUAGCUCUUUUAAAGAUGUUAAAGCAUGGAAGAGCAGGAGUUCCUAUGGAAGUUAUGGGAUUAAUGUUAGGAGAAUAUGUUGAUGAAUUCACCAUUCAAGUAAUUGAUGUGUUCGCCAUGCCUCAAUCAGGUACUGGGGUGUCGGUUGAAGCCGUUGAUGAUGUGUUCCAAACAAAAAUGAUGGAUAUGUUAAGACAAACAGGAAGAGAUCAAAUGGUUGUUGGAUGGUACCAUUCUCAUCCAGGGUUUGGAUGUUGGUUAUCAUCAGUUGAUGUCAACACCCAACAAUCAUUCGAACAAUUGAAUAAAAGAGCAGUAGCUGUAGUUAUAGAUCCAAUUCAAUCAGUCAAAGGUAAAGUAGUCAUUGAUGCCUUCAGAACUAUCGAUACCACUACAUUAAUGAUGGGACAAGAACCAAGACAAACCACUUCUAAUGUGGGACAUUUAAAUAAACCUUCAAUUCAAGCAUUAAUUCAUGGAUUAAACCGUCAUUAUUACUCAUUAAACAUUGAUUACCACAAGACUUCUAAUGAAACCAACAUGUUGUUGAACUUACACAAAAACAACUGGCAAAGUGGAUUGAAGAUGGAUAAUUUCGAAACCUGUGAACACAAUAACUUACAGAAUGUUGAGAAAAUGGUCAAAACAGCUGAGUUGUAUAAUAAGAGAGUUCAAGAAGAGAAAGAGUUACUGGAAGAUCAAUUAAAGACCAGAUAUGUGGGUAAACAAGAUCCUAAAAAACAUUUAAGUGAUACAGCGGAAAAGGCCAUUGAAGAUAACGUGACUUCUUUGGUGACCACCAAUGUAAAUAGUUUAGCUAUUCAAUGA
This is a messenger RNA of Yamadazyma jaroonii, 939 nucleotides long. NCBI's taxonomy places the organism in Eukaryota, Fungi, Ascomycota, Pichiomycetes, Serinales, Debaryomycetaceae. The record is from the annotation of a GenBank genome assembly.